AUGCCGCAAAACAACACGACCUCGUCGUCGUCGUCGUUUCUCGGACGACUAGCGACGUCGACUCGGUGAGCCACAAUUUCAGCUUUUUUUUAGGGCAACGUCCAAACAUUUUUUUUUGAAUCCGAUCGGUCAACUGAAAGUGGGCCGGCAAAUGAAUAAUUGAAUUUCAAUUUGAUUUCAGAUCGAGUUUUAUGUCGUCGAAGGAUGUCCGGUGCAACGUUCAUUUAUUGCACGAUUCCGAUAUUAUUGGCAACGAAUUUCCGGUCAGUAUUUUGCGAUGCUUGAGAAGAGCAGAACUUUCGCGUGCGUUUCUGUUUCGCGCUCGCAAUAUUGCGUCAUCGCCGCCGUCCUCUGUGGGCUUUCCCGCUGGAAAUUUUGCGACGCCGUCGGAAGGAUACUGAUUCAUCUUUCCAAGUUUCUCCAAUGUUUUUUGUUGCAGAGAACAGCCCAUGCUCAAACGGUUCUCGACUACGUUUGCGAUCUGAAACACGUCAAAGAGAAGGACUUUCUGGGCCUUCGCUUCCAGGAUCACAACAAACAUCGUGUGGGUUUCGGCUGGAAAUUUUAAAGACAAAUUGCACUUUUUCUGAUCUUUUUUGCUUGCUUUCAUUUGUCCUUAAAUUUUCAGUACUGGAUUGACUUGUCGAGAUCGAUAGGACAUGCUUUGAAAAACUUUAAAAGUAAGUACUUUUAUUUUAAUUGCAACAAAACUCUAGCCAUUUGUUAUACUUUGUAGAGGAUAUCAAAAAAGUCGGCAAAAGUGAGUUUGAGUGUGUAAAAAUUGGUUUUUUUUCUGCAAUUUUUAGAGCAAUAACUAUACUGACGCUACUUUACCCAUUUUAGUCAUCUUGGUUAAUUUUAACGAUUUUUCCCUGAUUUUUCUGCGUAAAUCCGUCUGUCCUAUGUGCUUAUUUCUAAAAAAAAACAACGUUUCAAUGAAAGACUAAAACUGAUUUCUGAAAAAGUUCCAGCCGAAACGAUUACUGUCCAUCUGCGAUUCCGCUACUAUCCGUCCGAGCCGUCACGAAUGAGAGACCCGAAUCUCAGGUUUCUAUUUUAUUUAUUACGGAAUGAUAAUGAUGAUAAAUUGCAGAUACCAACUGUUCGUGCAACUGCAACGAGACCUGCUGCACGGCCGUCUCUAUUGUCCGACGACUUCGGCCGCCGAACUGGCCGCCCUCAUUCUGCAGACCCAGCUGGGCGAUUACGACGAGAAAAAGCAUCAAGGCGACUACGUGAGCCAGUACAAACUGCUGCUCAAGCAGACGCCCAAACUCGAGGAGCGCAUCGCCGUCAUUCACAAGGAGUUGAAGUGCGUCUAAAAAAAAAAAUGUUUCAAAGGUUUUACGAGGCCUGGACUUUUGACUCACUUGUAUUAAUCGGAUCUGGUCCUCACUUUGCAGGCUUUUUGAACUUGGAUAGAAGUAUCUUGGGUCCAAGUUUCAGACCGGUCGGAUCAUCUGGCUCCGAGAUAUGUGGAUCAUUGGCCGAAAGGCCGCAAUUUCACAUAUGUAUCUCGGGAUCAGAUGGUCCGAUCGGGCUGAAACUUGGACCCAAGAUACUGCAAUCCAAGUCCAAGAAGAUUGCAAAGUUUGGACCAGAUCGGAUAAUUGCAAACGGGGGGGCGAGGGAAAAGCGAUUUGCGCGCCAAAAGAGAGAGAGACGCAUGCUAAUCGUUUCUCUCUUUGGCCCCUGUUUUCUUUUCCGGUUGAACCGCAAACUCGCCCAAUUUUCAGAGGAAAAUCGAGCGCCGACGCCGAAUUGGAAUUUCUGGAGAAGGCGAGCCAGCUCGACACGUACGCAUUCGAUCCAUACACCAUCAAGGUACGAAAAACGCUUAUAAAAUAGUAAAAACAUUGAGAGGAGCGGAAGCAGCGCCGAUAGUAACAAAAUUGUCGAAAUUGGAAAUUGCAGGACACGUCGGACCCGGCGAAUCCGGUGUAUCUGGGCGCCUCGUGCAAGGGAAUCCUCAUCUACGCGGGCCAAUCGAGAGUGCAUCACAUCGACUGGCACGAACUGCAAAAAGUCGACUAUUCUGGAAGGGAGCUGAGAAUGAGCCUGUCGGAGGACUAUCACGGAGCCGCGCAGAACGGAACUGCCGCCCCCGCGUCGCCAAUCUCCGGAUCCAGCGGAACGGACAAGUAUAACACACUCUCGGUACGCUUUUUUUCGCGGGGAAAUUUGGAAGAGUUCUCACGAUUCCUCGGGCAAAAUUGUAGUUUUUCGAACCCGAAAUUUUCUUAAUGGAAAAGAUUUGAAACCGAAUUUUUCUUGUUGUCUGUUUAUUUCAUUUCUGAAACGGAAACAGUUGUGACGGAGAAAUUGAGAAAUGAACGUGUGAACUUUCAAACGGUUAUGAGAGAAAGAAACAAGCGGCGAAGCGGGCGGGCUCAGGUUCAAAAAGUCGUGUUGAUCAAGAAUUUUAAUGAAACUGUAAUAACAAGUGCAUUUAUUUUUGCAGAAGAAGCCGCUGACGCUCAAAUACCAGUGCCCUUCGAAUCAGUUUGCCAAGCAUUUGUGGAUCCACAUCCUCUCGCAGCAGGCGUUCUUCAAUGAGACCUCGGCCGAGAAUGUCAAAUUGAAAUUCUCCAAGUACGUGUUUUUGGCGGGAAAAUCGGUCGGCCUUUUGUACUUUUGACCUACUUGUAAUAUUCCGAUCGGACCCAAACAUUGCAGACUUCUUGUACUUGGAUUGAAGUAUAUUGGGUCCACGUUUCAGACCGAUCCGAUUAUUCACUCUUGAGUUAUAGUUAGGGGGCGCAACAAAGGGGGCGUGGCCUGCCGAAUUUUCUCCCCGGUCGCGCCGCGCAUGUUUGAGGGCCUGUACCGAGGUCCCCAAACCAAGUACCAUAUUCAAAAAGGUUUACUUUAUGUAAUCGGCCAUGCUGAAUCAAAUGAACAGCUCCGUUUUCCAUGAAAACGCACAGUUUUCUCAAAAAAAGGAGAAAACGAAAAUGGAAGUUAGUCUGAGAGCCACUGUGGCCGGAGUUUGUGCAACACGCGGCUUCUGAGAAGUGAUUCUGACAGUUUAAGGGAUGGGGAAUCCGUUUUUGAAAUAAAAUUCAAAUUUCGUUCCGGCAAACAUUGUUUUUCAGACCGUCAAAGUGCCAAAAAAGUUAGCGAAAAAUUUUCAGCGAUGACCCCACUUUUUUAUGUUUGGAAUGCAUAGAUAAACUCUCUGAGAACCCAAAUAUAAAAUUUCAGAGCUCUAGACCCCCUAGGAGAAAUUUUGUGUUCGAUUGAGUAGACCCCAUUCGGCCGAAUUUCUUGUUUUUCGAUAAUUUGAAGGUCGGAAACAGCCAACACGCGGCUUUUCUCCACGGAAUCGGAUUCAGCGUAAAAUUCUCUACAAAAUCCAUCUAUUUAUUCAAAAUUUCAGCCCGGCAAACAUCUUCAAAUUUUCACAUUUUUGCGCUGAAAUUCCGCAAAAGUCGUAUCAAAAAUGAAUGGCGAACACCGAGCUUCUCAUUGCCAUUGGCGUUCGCCGCGCCUCUGCCCGGUUGGCGCAGUGGCAGAGUGCUCACUCGGCAGUCUGGAGGUGUCGGGUUCGAAACUUUUGAUCUCGAAAGUUGUUUUGCUUUCUUAAAACAUCAAUUCUGACCACUUAAUAUGUUGCCUCUUUGGUGUUUUCCAACAAACUGCGACACGAAUCGCCCGCCAGCGAGACUCCGCCGUCUCCUCGACCGCCGACCGGGGAGAAAACAGGGCAACUUUGAAGGGGUAUAACUCGGGAUGUACCGAAAAUUUUUGAAAAAAAAAUUGGGAGUGUACUCAUAUAGAGUAGGGGAACACAUUCCAACAAGAAUUUUAUGGAAAUUCGGAGUUUUGCGAAACCCGUUGCGGUACCUAGUUAUAGUGCUUCAAAGCCGAGUUUGGCCGGAAAGCCCGGGCAUCUGAUGCUAUUUUUUCUGAUUUUCUGAUUUGCUCCAAUUUUCCUUCAAAAAAUCUGAAAAUUUGCAGACCGCGCAUUCCACUGCUCUCCCGUGGCUCCACCUUCCGCUUCCCGUCCAAACGAGUGUACAAACAGAUCGAGGAGGACGAGUCGAACGGAAUUCACUUUGAAAAAUCACUUUUGGACACUUCGUGCGGAGUCCUCAACGAGACAACCGUCACUUCGAACGAAGAGCAAGACGAGUCGCUGCUCGACAGGUUUUCGCUUUUGGUUUUUGAAAAUAGAAAAAACCCGCAAAAAAAAUGCAAAUCCAUCGCUUUUGGCUCGUUCAAGGCUGUCAAAAACAGGGCCGCGGUGACAAAUUUCGGGCCGUCUCUUCCAAAAUCGACUGAGCAUAUGAAAAUGACUCACAGGAAAGCCGGGUCGCCGUGCACCGUGCGCUCGACAUCCAGUCUUUACAAAAUGUGGCGGCCGGCCGCCUGACAGUCUUGGUUUACUUAUUGAAAUGUUCGCUAAUGGGGCUAUUCAGACUGUGAAAAAAAUGAUUGUUUUCCGUUUUUUUCGUUUUUUUACGUCAAAAAAUCCAAUUCAGCGAUGUAAAAAAACGAAAAAAACGGAAAACAAACAUACGCUGAAUAGCCCCAUAAUGAUUCGAAAAUGCGAAUAAAAUCAGUUACUUUCAAAGUUUUGCAGCUCUGCCAUCAGUGCUCCGCUCACAGUGCGCUCUACUUCUGUCGAAUCGCAAGUGGUCCGCUACGAAUUGCCACGCCAGGAGCCACGUGUCGAGCAGCCGUGGCUCAAGAACGGAAAACACGCGAACGGCACGCACUUCGAGAUGACCGGUACUUGUUUUUGUUUGGGAAUUGUUUAGAAUUUUUAACAAUUGCAGCAAACGCUGUAAUGUUUAAUUGUUUCAGACUUGCAACGGGCCGGGCCGGGCCGGGCCGGGCCAAAAAUGGAAAUUUUCCGGCCCGGCCCGGCCCGCGGCCCGGCCCGGCCCGGCCCAGCCCGGCCCGGCCCGGUCGGCCCGGGAGGAUGCACCUAAAAAUUCAAAGCGAACUAGAACUUCGAAACGAACAUAAUUUUAUAGACUUAAAAUUUUAUAGACUUAAAAAGGCAAUGUUAUAGCAUAAAAACCUGUUAAAAAAUAGAAAUUGCUGUUUAAAGUCGCAAAAUUUUCACAAAAAUUACGAAAAUUUUUCUCAAGAGUGGGCGGAGCCGGGCCGACCGGGCCGGGCCGGGCCGACGAUUUGCUGGCCCGGCCCGGCCCGGCCCGAGCGGGUCGGGCCGGGCCGGGCCAAAACCGGGCCGGGCCGGGCCGGCCCGGCGGGCCGGCCCGGGAUUUGGCAAGUCUGAAUUGUUUAAUUGAAAAUUAUUCUAGUUUUAGUGAAACCGGAAUUUCUCUGUGUUCCACAGGAUUUUCAAAAAAUACGAACCCGAGUAAAUGAGAAUCGAAAAUAAUGUUUGGAAAAUGUACAGGGGUGGGCGAGUUUACGGUUCAAUCGGAAAAAACACAGGGUGCGAGAGAGAAGCGAUCAGCGUGCGAAAAUGCAGAGACGCAGGCGCGAGACAGUUUUGUUGUUAGGAGGCUCGACGUCGAGCCAGAACCCGUCACAAUAUGAUUUUUCGAAAAUCUGAUCAGGGGUAGACUCCGUUGUUUUUGUUUGUUGUCUCGCGCCUGCGUCUUUGCCGUCUUUGCCGCUAAUCGUAAGCAAUUUUUCAAUUAACGGCAACCGAAUCGCUCCUUAAAAAUUUUGAAAACAAGUGUUCAGAGAUCGGCUCGACGAUUUCGAGUCCGAGAAGCGAGAAUCACAACAACAACAGGACGAAACUCACCAAUUUGAACAUUUCUUUCGACGGAGAAGGUGAGCGACUUUGGAGAAAUUUUUUUGACGCAUUUCCAUCGAAUUAAAGAAUUUUUUCCUGACUGAUUUCGAAAUAAACUCAAUUCGCCGCUCUUCAAAAAUAACUGUAUUUUUUCUAUUUUUCUGGGCGCCGAUUGGCGACGCGACGACAAUUUUCGAACAUGUUCCGGAGUGUAUAAUUUUGUGUCAGCAGUCAGAGUCGACGAUAGAGUGUGUGAUGCGAGAGGCGCAGAAGGCGACGCAAAAUUGCGUACACCGCAACGUGCUCGAGAAUCUCCAUCUCUUAUUCUGAACUUCAACUCGAAUCUUACUGCUUUUUAAAUGGAUUUUUUCAGUCGCCUCCUCGCUCAUCUCCUCGCUUUCCGGCUCUUCGUCGCCGCUGAGCCCGACGGACCCCGUCAAAAUUGUGCAAUCGCAUCUGAAUAAUGCGGACCACAAUUCGGUUGGUUUUUCAGAUUUUUCAUGGGAUUUUUGUAGGUCGCACAAUUUUUGCUCACAAAAAUGCAUGCUUCUUCUCUAACACUCUCUCUCUCUCUCACUUUUCCACAUUUUUCCUUUGUACGUUUCGAAAUUAUCGAAAAAAAAAUGUGAAUAUUGUAAAUUUGCCGCCUUGUCCCGGAUGUUUGCCGAGCCCAUUUACAGACGAGUUUCACGGUGCAUUUGAUCAAACGCGAAGAAGUUGCGACGUCGUCAUCGGGAGCAUCUCAGGUACGGUAACUUUGGAGAAGAGUUUUAUUGAGAUGCUCGGAUUUUAUUGCGGAUUCUUCUAACCCCUUUUCCACCUAUUUUUGUCUCAUUUCACCCGAAUGCUCUGCUUGCUUGCAUGCUUUUUUGUUUCUCGAAAUUGUUUAGGAGAAAUGGAGAACUUUAGCAGAAAACAGCUGAAAUUCAGAGAGCAUCGCGAAAUGAAACUGACACAGAAUAUACAGUGGGAGCUCCAUUUCGUGAUGCUCUCGAAAAUCACGCAAUCGCGACCAAUCUUGACGCUCUUGCGCUUGAAAAACUCGUCUUGACCUACUAUUCCUUUCUUCGGCAUUUCUCACCGCAUUUCAGACGGAAUUCUCGCGAGCCCAAGUUUUGGAGCACGAAUUCAACGAGCUCGUGAAAGAGCACGAAGUGAUGGAGUUGGGACGUCCGCUGGCGUCGAGUACUCCCCGAUCGGCAAAGGUCUCGACACGAAAACGCGUCUUUUUGCCUUUUUGUAGUGAUUUGGUGGUGGUGGUGGUGGUUUUGUGUUGUGUUCGCUUCAAUCGUUCUAUUCUUCAAAUUUAUGUGGAAAAUUCACCUUUUUCUAAGUUUCGCGGGGCUCAGUUUAGUGCGCUGAACUUAUGAAAGAACAUUUCAGCAGAAUUUGUUCGUGAAAAAUGGAAACGGAAAAGUGGCAAAUGGAGGCGGAAAUGAGAAAAAGGUGAGCGAACAAAUUGCAACUUGAAUGAACUUUUUACUAUAGUUCGGAAUUGGUUUUGCCUUAAAUUUGAACGCGUCAAGAGUCGAAUUCAAAAACGAAUGCAAAUUUUGCAGACGAUUCAAUCGAACGGACACACAAUUUGCACGGAAGAAAAACAGGAUUCGCUGAUCGAAACGGCGGCUCCGGUGGCCCGGAAAAGUGCAUUUUCGCGGGUCGUCAACACAUUUUUCGUCUUUUUCCUCCUUCUUCUUCUCACUCUCGCACUCGUCAUCUGCCUUUUUGAGGUGAGCAUCGUUUAUUGUGAAAGUCUUUGAAAGAAAUAAAGCAAUUUGCAGAAAUCCGAAGGCUCCGCUCACCACGAAUUCAUCGAAAGCCACCGCGCUCUAUCGGACCUCCGUCACCAUUAUUACGAGCCGGCGCGCCAUCACGUAAUCGGACAAUAUCGCAAAUAUUUUGGAGGAGCCAAAAUUUGA
This is a messenger RNA of Caenorhabditis sp. 36 PRJEB53466, 7638 nucleotides long. NCBI's taxonomy places the organism in Eukaryota, Metazoa, Nematoda, Chromadorea, Rhabditida, Rhabditidae. The record is from the annotation of a GenBank genome assembly.